This is a messenger RNA of Arabis nemorensis, 1686 nucleotides long. The record is from the annotation of a GenBank genome assembly. NCBI's taxonomy places the organism in Eukaryota, Viridiplantae, Streptophyta, Magnoliopsida, Brassicales, Brassicaceae.
AUGGCGUAUGGCUCCUUUUGUGUCUCAUCGAAAGCUUUAGUCUUCUCUCGUCCUUGUUAUGGCUCCAUUAGAGAUCUCCCUUUCUCUCUCCGAACACCUACAGUUUCGUCUCUACCCUCUUUCCCUUUUUUAUCUUCUUUGAUUCUUCUCUUACACAAGUCCGUUGCUAAAAACCAAUCUCCAUUUCAGAUUGGACAUUGCGGUUGUGUUGGAGCUAUCGCAGCACCUAGAAAUCUCGUGAAACCUCGCAAGGAAGAGAGCCGAGAUUUUAGUGGAGCACGAAGGAGUAAGGAUAAAUUGAUGCCAUGGAAGAAGUUAGAUGCUAAUGAGUUUGGUAUACAGAGGUCAAUGAUCCCAGAAUCUACAAGGAUGGUUCUCAAUAAACUCAGGAAAAAAGGAUUUCAAGUUUACUUAGUCGGAGGCUGUGUUCGGGAUCUUAUACUAGAUAGAAUCCCAAAGGAUUUUGAUGUUAUCACUACAGCUGAACUCAAGGAGGUACGGAAUGUAUUUCCUCGUUGUCAGAUCGUUGGAAGACGGUUUCCUAUCUGUCAUGUUUAUGUCGAUGAUAUUAUUAUCGAGGUGUCAAGUUUUAGUACUUCGGCAAGAACUGGAAAACCUUUCGAUAAAAAGUUGAGAAGGCCUGCGGGCUGCAAUGAGCGUGAUUAUAUCCGUUGGAAGAAUUGUUUACAGCGUGAUUUUACGGUUAACGGGUUGAUGUUUGACCCAUUGGAGAAUGUAGUUUAUGAUUAUAUAGGAGGAGUUGAAGAUAUUAGAAAUUCCAAAGUGAGGACAGUAUCCUCGGCCAAGCUUUCAUUUGUUGAGGAUACAGCUCGCAUUUUACGUGCAAUUAGGAUUGCGGCGAGGUUAGGAUUCAGCUUGACUAAAGACGUUGCUGUUUCUGUGAAGGAGCUGUCUUCUUCAUUGCUGAGACUUGACCCUUCACGAAUCAGGAUGGAAAUCAAUUAUAUGCUGGCGUAUGGGUCCGCAGAAGCUUCUUUACGGUUGUUAUGGAGAUUUGGGCUCAUGGAACUUCUUCUACCUAUCCAGGCAUCUUAUUUUGCAUCCCAAGGGUUCCGGAGGCGUGAUGAAAGGUCCAACAUGCUUCUGUUGCUAUUUCGCAACCUUGACCGACUUGUAGCACCUGAUCAACCAUGCCACGAGUUCUUGUGGAUUGGGAUCUUAGCAUUCCACAAAGCAUUGGUCGACCAGCCUCGGGAUCCCACGGUAGUAGCUUCCUUUUGCCUUGCCAUCUUCAGUGAAAUAUCUUUGUCAGAAGCCAUCGAGAUUGCAAGGACCAACUCUAAACAGCACAACACACAAUUCCAAGAACUGUCUAGUCAUGAAAAAGACACUGUUAAAUCAGACAGCAAAUUAUCGCAGCAGGUCAUCAGUUUCGCAGAGUCUAUAAAAUCAGCUGUGCGAAAGAUGAGCGAUCGAGACUACUUAGCUAACGCAAUGAGCAAAUACCCGCAAGCACCGGGUUCUGAUAUGGUGUUCAUGUCGAGACCGGUGUUGGAGAGAGUGCAGAAAAUGUUUGGAAGUGUGAGAAGAAAAGGAAAUGACGAGAGAGAUGUCCCAAGUUUAGACCGUAGGAUUAAUCACAAGUCUCUUGCUCUUGGGGACUUUCAUGAGACUCGUCGUGUUUUUGCUAGGAUUGUUUUUGAUACCGUUUACCCUCCGACUUAA